AUGAAUGGACAAAAAGGCUUUUCCAGUAGCGCAUCAGGGGGCAAGGAGCAUGGCAGGAAGAGAAGCAGGAGCCCUGGUGUUGUGGCGGAACAUGGGCAGUUCAGUCCAGCUGGCCAGAAGCCUUUGCAGCAGCAGGCACCGCCACAGCAGCCGCCUCCAAAAGAGCAGCAGCAGCAGCAGGGGAGGAAGAAGGCGAGAAAGAUGACGCCAGAGGGGGGCCUGCGCGCAGAUAUCUUCAAGGCUGCCAAGGAGAAUGACCCGCUUGGAGGCCUUGCAGCCUACGACCGAGCUGUUGCUGAAGGCAUCAGCAUGGGCAACGACCUGUUUGAGACGCUGCUGUACCUGUGCUCGGGCGGCCAGGCAUGGGAUGCCAAGCUGCCUGCACCUGCCCAGACAGACGCCAAAUCAGCCUCACAGCCAGGGGAGGAUGUUGACGCCAGGAAAGCAGCCCACAAAGAGGCCAGCACAUCUGGGCAGGCCACUUCAGGCAACGGUGCCACACCGGAGCAGGCUUUGCAGCGAGAAAGCAUUGACAAAGCCGCGCACAUGACCUCUGAGGAGUGGGUGAAAGUGGCACGGCGCGGCAAGGAGCUGUGGCAGACACUGAAGGAGCGAGGGGGCGGCAAAUCAGAGGUGUGUUACACGGCGCUGGCGCGCAUGGCUGCGACGGAGGGGAAGCCAGAUCAGGCGCUGGACGCUGCCAGGGAAGCGCUAGCGACGGGCCUCCAUCUGAAACUGCGCAGCUUUGUUCCCGCCCUCAAAGCCUACUGCGCCGCCGGCAACGUGGACGCAGCCUUCAAGGUGGACGAGCUGAUAGCGGAGCAGGAGCUGGACCUGACUGAGGAUGAGUACGCAUUACUCAUCGGGGUGUGCGCUUAUGGGGCCGUGUGGGCUCGCGCGGAGGGGGUGCUGACGCGAAUUGCCCGGGAGCUGACGGCGCUGCAGGAGGGAACGCUGGCCGCCGUGGAACGCUUCUUCAGGUCACCGAGUGCGGCCCAGUCGCUAGGAGAGGGCCAGUCAUGGGUGCUGGAGCGGUGCAGCGUCAGCGAGAGCGGGCAGCCGAGCUGCUGCGAUGGGCAGCUCGAGGCGGUGGACCUGUCUCCGGAGGAGUACCACGCGUUUGCGGAGGGCAUCGCGGCGCUGGCGAGGCAGAAGGAGAAGCGGCCGAGCGACUUUGACACGUUCCGGGCCUGGGUUGAUCGUAACGGCCCUUACGGGUGCCUCAUUGACGGCGCCAACGUGGCGCUGUUCGGCCAGAACUGGGAAGCCGGCGGCUUCAGCUUCGCGCAGAUCUCUGCGGUGCUUGACCAACUUCGCGAGGAACGUCCGGACCUGAAGCCCCUGCUGAUGCUGCACCAGUCACGGGUGAAGGCGGAGCUUGCCAGGGAACGCCGCGCGGCAGCUCUGCUGGAGCGCCUCAGAAGGGACCACCUCUUCUAUACGACCCCCUUCGGCUCCAACGACGACUGGUACUGGCUCUACGCUGCCGUCAAAUCAGGCCCGGAUGCGCUGAUAGUGAGCUGCGAUGAGAUGAGGGAUCACCUGUUCCAGCUGCUGGCUCCCAAGUACUUUCGAAAAUGGAAACAGCGCCACCAGGUCUACUUCAAGUUCGCGCCAAAGGGACGCGCAGUGCUGACUCACCCUGCGCCGUACACUGUGUGCACACAGCACCUGCUUGUGUCCAACGCUUGGCUGUUCCCUUCUGCAGAGUCUGACCAGUGGCUGUGCGCCCGUCCAUCUCAGUAG
Messenger RNA from Coccomyxa subellipsoidea C-169, 1746 nucleotides. RefSeq lists its product as hypothetical. Gene Ontology annotation, cellular component: mitochondrion. The record is from RefSeq and is a predicted model, not a curated record. Lineage: Eukaryota; Viridiplantae; Chlorophyta; Trebouxiophyceae; Coccomyxaceae. Gene Ontology annotation, molecular function: ribonuclease P activity; protein binding. The transcript has 12 exons. Gene Ontology annotation, biological process: tRNA 5'-leader removal. The coding region runs from base 1 to 1746 and encodes 581 amino acids.